Molecule: messenger RNA, 5471 nt
Organism: Cheilinus undulatus (humphead wrasse)
Lineage: Eukaryota; Metazoa; Chordata; Actinopteri; Labriformes; Labridae
Product: neuronal tyrosine-phosphorylated phosphoinositide-3-kinase adapter 1
Exons: 7
Coding region: 402-3479 (1025 amino acids)
Biological process (GO): neuron projection morphogenesis; phosphatidylinositol 3-kinase/protein kinase B signal transduction
Source: RefSeq, a predicted model, not a curated record
ACGUCGCAUUGAGUUGCAUCAUGGUUUUUAAUCAGAGCUCACACCGGCCAGGCUACACAGAGCUGCCUCGGUUAGUAGGUACAGUGCGCUGUUUAUCAUAAAAAUGGAAGACCUUUCACGUCAAGAAAAGGCGUCAUUCCGGUGAUAUGCGUCUGAAUAACUGAUUUUUCAUCUCCACGUCAAUUGACACAUCUGGGAAAGCGGUUUUUCUCCUUCCAUUCCUUCUACCAAGACAGCUGUGUCAUCAACAACCGGCGUGGUGUUGUUGUUGUCUGAUUUUUUACGAGCCCGGGCUUCUGGAUACCAUCGGCAUAGUCUGCCUCUGCGCCAGCCAUAGGCUACCCGGUUACUAAGGUGACUUUGAGGAGGCUGCCUGUGACAUACGUCCCUGCUUCUAUACCAUGAGCUCUGGCUCUGCCCAGGAUGUGGCAGUCGAGCAUUUCCUGCGUGACAUAGAGCGGCGGAGCAAGCGGCUACACUGCGCUGUGAUAGGCUGCGAGGAGGAGCGACCCCGCAGCGACAUGAACCUGCUGUAUCGUAAGAGCCGUUUGGACUGGAGGCAGAAAGACCAGGAGGGAAGUAAAAAGAGCUCGACCCAAAAUGACCCCUCAGCCACCGUCGGAAAAGUUCGAGACUUGGCUUCUUUCCGGCGCCAUUUCCGGAUGGGUUUCAUGACCAUGCCGGCCUCACAGGACCUGUCACCUCACUCUUGUGCCUCUGCUAUGGCGCCACGCUCGCAAUCCUGCCACGCUGUCGGCGCCGGGGAUACGAGCCUGGAGAAUGGAGAUUACUCUGACACCCAAUCACAACACGGCGGCCGAUGCCCCCCAGCCAAACCCAAACGCCACCCCAGCACUCGCCUCAGCUCUUCAUCGGCUGAUGGCAGAGGAGUCCCAGAGACACCGCCGCCAUCUUCUUCGUCUCACUCACAGGGGAAACACUCAGAGAAGAAAAACGCCAUGAAGAAGUCUGAUUCUGGGGACAUGAGCUCGAAGAAGGUGCCUCCAUUAAAGCCCAAGAGAAGUCCAAGCACCCAGCUUACCUUCGACCCUCUCCCUCCACGUGUGCCUGGUGCCGCCACAUCCCUGCCUUUCCAGGGUGCGGAGUCCCAUAUCCAGAUUGGAGACGGGGACGAUGAGCCGGUGUAUAUAGAGAUGGUGGGCCAAGUGUUCACCAGAGACAGCCAGACAGCCACCCCCCACCCUGUCACGCCUGUGGCAACAACGCCAGACUCUGACUCAGAUCAGAGCGAGGCCAUUUAUGAGGAGAUGAAAUAUCCGCUGCAGGAGGACAGAGACUCCCAGAGACACCUCCCUCCCAAACACGAGAAAAUGAAAUCCUCAAAACACUUUCAUGUCACCCCUUCCGCCUCCAGCAGCUCCUCCUCUCUGCCUCGCCCUUCCUCUUCCUCUCCUUCCUACUCCAAACCCAAAGCCACGGUCUCUAUCUCCCAUUCGUCUCCUUUGCCUUCAUCAGCAUCUUCGACCCCCAUCCCACAGGUGCUCUCCACCAGUCCGCACACCCCCAGAGCUCCGACUCCCUACCUGCUGCAAGGGAAUAAAUCUGAGCCAGAGUCUAAUACAAAAAUCCCCGCCCCAUUCCCCAAUCUUCUUCAGCAUCGCCCUCCUUUGCUUGCCUUCCCUCAGCCCGCAGCAGCCUCCAGCGGCGUCGGCGUCCAAAACAAGUCGUCAUCUUCUGCCAAAACGCAAACAUCCAGUGGGACGACUCAAGCCAGUACCUCCUCUUCGACUUCAUCUUCUAACAUCCCCACCUCCAAGGAUUCUUCAGGAAGUGCAAGCCAGCAGGAUAAACACAGCAGAGAUGCCCAGUUAGGCCCCGCACCCGGUCUGAGAGCAAGGAGUCACUCCACGCCUCUGCCUCCUUCCUCCAAAUCCACCUCCCCUUACUCCCAUCACCACCACCACCCUCACCAUCGACCCUCCCACUACCACCACUACCGUAAGCCAGACAGAGGGGACUCCCCUGUCCCGAACAAGAGCAGCUCACAGACGUCAAACCAGGCCACUGCUCAGACGCAGACAUCGAGUACGGGCAGGGAGGGCAAGUCGGUUAGCUUCUUGUUGAAGUCAGAUAAGGGGGAGAGGGAGAAAGACAGAGACAGAGAGCGAGACAAGGAUAGGGAAAAGGACAGGGACAGGGAAAGGGUUAGAGACAGGGAAAGAGAGAAAGAAAAAGACAAGGAGAGAGAAAGAGAGAAAGACAGGGACAGAGAGAGAGACAGAGACCGUGAUGGUGGUCCAUACUCUCUCCCGCUCGAGCACACUCACUCUUCGAAUUCUCAAAGCGGCACCAGCUCCACCCCUACGCCUUCAUCGUCCUCCCAGCGUCCUCAUUCCCGCCCUCACCUUCGCUCUCACACGCCUCAUGGCCUCCCGGCGUACAAGCCCCCCUCCUCGGACAGCCCCCUGCUGUGGACCUACCCAUCCGGUGGCUUUCGGAGACCGCCGGCUUACGAGAGCCUGAGAGGAAGCUCUCACACGCCAUCCCUGCAACAGCCCUCUAGUCUGACUGGCGUUGGUGAGGGGACGUCCAAGAGUAACGGGGGAUCUGGGUCACUUCAGUCAAAAGCUGGCUUCAUGCCUUGGGACAGCAGUGCUAGCUUAGCCGCGGAUGAUGGGACUUACUGGCCGAUGCAGAGGAAACUGUCUUUCAGCCAUGGAAGCAGGGAGGCGGAGAAGGAUGAAGGCCGUGCGUGGAACGGCAGCGCAGAUGCUCUAUUAAGAAUGGAUAAAGAGGACCUCGGCAUGGGGUCCCGAGGAGGACACUCAGGCAUCCCUGUCCACUUCAGUGGUGCCACCAGCAGGGCUCUGGGUCACACCGAGUCCCUGGCCGGUGUGGACAGCAGCCCCGGGUUCAGAGCGCUCCCCAGAAUGGGUCUGCCUCUUCCCUGCCAGACUUUCCCCGCCUGUCGAAAUGGAGAAGUGGGGCGGCUGGGCCGCUCCUCCUCUGCUGCUGGAGUGAGACAGGUGGGUGGAGGAGACGUCCAGAGACAGAGCAGCCUACCAGCACGAGAAGCCCUGAAUCAGCUGCAUGGUUUGGCCCAGUCACAAGCGCCCUGCAGUCCCAGCAGCCCCAGCGUGUCCCGGCAGCAGCAGCAGCUCCAGCUUCACCAGCAGCAGCUCCAGUUGAAGCAGCAGCUCCAGCAGCUUCAGCAACAGCACCACCUACAGCUGCAGUUCCAGCAGCUCGCCCAGCUGGCACAGGGACAGCCUCCUGUCGGCGGGGGCACCACCCCGUCUGCAUCACAGACCCAGAGAGACGGCAAGCUGUUGGAAGUCAUCGAGCGUAAACGCUGCCUGUGCAAAGAGAUCAAAGCCCACAGGCGACCCGACAAAAGCCUGUGCAAGCAGGACAGCAUGCCCAUCCUCCCGAGCUGGAGACGGACACCUGAACCUCGCAAGACUGGCACGCCACCCUGCCAGAGGCCACAGGCAGUCGUGUGGGACACGGCUAUCUGAAGAGGAGGGACGGGAUGACGAAUAUACAGCAUUAAAGAGAGAAAUAAACACACAGAGGAGAUGAUGGUUGAGCAGCUACAAGCAAAUAAGAAGAGUAGAGAUGGGCUGAGCUCUAAUGCUCUUAUUGUGUGAUAAACUGAUCAGAGCACAGUAACAAAGGUCAUCAGAGACUUUGAACUUGUUUGGGAAUAAAAAAUAAAAACAGGUUGUUAAAGAAGUGGAAGAGGUGUAACAAUCAGACUAAAAUAAUCUCUUAUCUGGGUGAUUUGUACUUGCUCUGUCCUUUUCAGUGUGUUCUAAUUGCCAAUGAUUUUUUGCCACAAACGCCAGUAUUGUUGCUACAAAACAAAAAUGCCAACAUAACAAUAAUGGGUGGGAUGUUUUCAGAGAUUGGUGUUGCCAAAUUUCCUCCUGACUACUUGAGACUUAAAGGAAAUCAUGUAUUUUUCUCCGACACGCAUAGAAACUACUCUGUGAUUGAGAAAAGGCGAGACUCGUUGCUAAGUUAUCGAAGUGUUUCUUGAAAUUGUGAAUGCAUUAUGAGAUGUCUUGGUAUCAGUAGAUUGUCAUUGUGGAUGCAAAUAAUCAUCACUGAGGAGUAAAAGCUACCUACUGUAUCUGUUUGCAUAUUUGUAAUGUAAAUCUAUUUACUUUCUCAACGUUUCUGCAAUUUUAUAGCAAUAUGCUCCCGACAGCAGAGCAACAUAAUCAAAACUUGUGUCGACUAGCCUAACAUACAUAUCUAAGACUUGAAGAAGUCAUAUUUACUGUGUCAUUCUCUGCAUGUCACAAUAGACAUUCAGUAUUGUAAAAGAAUAUGUGUAGAGAUGAUCAUGUGCGACUUUUACAUACAGCAGAUCUUCACCAUGUGGUUGUAUAAAAACAACAAAUAUAUCGCUAAUAAAAGGUGGUGUGACAGGUCCAGCCAAAUCCAGAUCAAAUCAAUGGUACAAAAAACAUCAUCGCUCAUGCUUUUCCACAGUUGCACAUUAGUGAUUGUUCCACCACACAGAAAACAAGCACUGACACCCAUCAACACAGACUGUACAACAUGGUGCAACUGAUGAGACUGUGAGUAUUGAUCACCUCAAACAGAAUGCUGGAACAAUCUGCACAAAAACAUGGUAUUCGUUUAGGAGAAAGUAAACCCUAAUGUACUGUAAAUAGAUAUGUACAACUGUAUUGAAAAUGUAGCAAUUAUUUCCAUUUUUCAUACUUGUAAUCAAUACAUAUUAUGUAGCAUAUACUGUAUAAACAUAACUUUGUUCACUUGUUUUUUCUAAAAGAAUUAAGUACUUUAUCUGCUGCAGCCAGUCCAUGCAUUACUUAUAGUUCUACUAAUAAACGGUAAGCCCUCUAAAGAAAGGCACAGGCCAACAGUUGUUUAUUUGAAUUUAUGCAAGACUCCCUUUAAGCUGUGUUAUUCUUUUAUUUAUGCCUUUUUUAUGACAUACAUUUUUAUUUGUGUACAGAUUACAACAGCUCCUCGUCUUGACAUUUUGACUACUUUGCUGCUAUCUUGAACUACUGGUGUUGUUCAUUGGACCACAUGGCGUCACCAUGUGAAACAUUAUCAAUAUAGUGGUUAUUGUUACAUAUUUGUUUUCUUUCUGAAAGCCACGUGAACUGAAGUUUGUACCUUGAAGAGUGAGCCCUUCUGUAAUAGUAUUAAGGCACUUGAAUGUCUCUUGGUUGUUGUUGUUUUUUAAUGAUAAUGAUAGUUAGCACCAAGCUGUACAGUUACAGUACACCCUGUGAGAAGACGACCUAUCUAAAUGUUUGAGAGUCACUGCUCGGCCAUACUUUUUUUUUGGUUUGUUUUGUUUUAGUCCCACCUGCUCGUGUUUGAGGGUCGAGGUUUUUUUCCAGCGUCCAUUUUCAAACAAACACAGGUCAGGGUGAAGGAAAUGGGCGAGUGCAAUGCAUGCAGAGAUUCCUUACACUGAAAAUGUUCCUAUGAUGCUGACUAUUGUGCCCGAUUUUAAUUUUCAG